GCGGCGGCCCCUGCAGUACGGGGGGAGAUGGUGCAGUCCUGUUGCUAGACUGCACUGAAGUCCCCCUCUGUCCGGUCCGCAUCCUGCUGCUGAGUGCCGUCCUGACACCCGUGCUGCUGCCAGCUGCUGUGCGGCGCUGGCAGCAUGAAAAGCCCACUCCCCCCUUCCCUCACCUGUGUCAGUGGCUCGGUACAUAUAAAAGGAGGGGGCGGAGCUACACGGACCGGAAUGGGCGGGGCUAAACGGGACAGAAGGGGCGGAGCUACACGGACCAGACUGCUGCAGUGCUGUACUGAGGGAGACAGUGGCUUAGGCAUCUUCCGGACGAUCGGAUCUCCUACAUGAAUAGUGAAUACCGACUGAAGACGCCAUCUGCCUCAGAGGAUACAGUUCUUCAGAGGUUCCAUACUGUGAGAAACCAUCACACAGAUGAGGAAUGGCACUUAAUAAAUCUAUGCAUCCAAGAAACCGCUAUAAGGAUAAGCCCCCAGACUUUGCCUAUUUGGCCUCCAAGUACCCGGAGUUUAAACAGCAUGUAAAUAUGAAUCUGUCCGGAAGAGUGAGUUUGAAUUUCAAAGACCCUGAAGCAGUCCGUGCCUUGACUUGUACCCUCCUGAAGGAAGACUUUGGGUUAAGCAUUGACAUCCCCCUGGAGAGACUCAUUCCCACUGUGCCCCUCCGGCUGAACUAUAUUCACUGGGUAGAAGAUCUGAUCAGUUACCAUGAUACUGACAAAGCUACAGUCCAACGCGGGAUCGACAUAGGUACGGGGGCAUCCUGCAUCUAUCCAUUGCUGGGCGCCACACUGAACGGCUGGUAUUUCCUUGCAACAGAAGUGGACGACAUCUGCUUUAAUUAUGCCAAGAAAAAUGUGGAGCAGAAUAACCUGGCAGAUCUCAUUAAAGUUGUUAAAGUUCCCCAGAAAACACUGUUAAUGGAUGCGCUGAAAGAAGAGUCUGGCAUCAUUUAUGAUUUUUGCAUGUGCAAUCCUCCUUUUUUUGCCAACGAGAUGGAAGCACAGGGAGUCAACUCGCGAAACCCUCGCCGGCCACCCCCCAGCUCGGUGAACACAGGUGGAAUUACCGAGAUCAUGGCUGAAGGUGGAGAGUUGGAGUUUGUGAAGAGAAUCAUCCAUGACAGUCUUCAGCUGAAGAAGAGGUUGAGAUGGUACAGUUGCAUGCUGGGUAAGAAGUGCACUUUGGCUCCAUUGAAAGAAGAGCUGCGAGUACAAGGGGUUCCAAAAGUUGCCCAUACUGAAUUUUACCAGGGGCGAACGAUGCGCUGGGCUCUGGCUUGGAGUUUCUAUGAUGAUGUGACUGUCCCGAACCCACCUUCCAAAAAAAGGAAACUGGAAAAGCCACGUAAGCCCAUGAUGUUUACCGUACUGGGUUCUACUGUGAAGAUGCUGCAAGAAAAAUCUGUUAGCGGCUCAGGGGACUCGCACAUUGCAGUGAUCACCGAUUGCAUUAAAAAGUUACUUACAGACCUGAAGGUACAGCAUAAACCUGUACCCUGUGGGAAGGAAGAAGAAAGUUUAUUCCUGACAGUGAUUGAAAACUCCUGGGUCCAUAGCCGCAGGAAGAAAAGGAAUCGAAUGAGACAGCUUAGAGAGCUGCCUCGUGCUCCUGAUGAGGAUUUCCUGCUAACAAAGAAGGAAGAAAUAACCGCACCUAAGGAAGACUUGCAGCAACCACCAGAAAGACCAGUAUCCUCUCCUGAGAAAGGGCUGCCUGCUCCAGAAAGCAUUGCUGCCACUCCUUUACCUUCUAACCCAGAUCUAACCCCACAUCCAGAAGAUACCCAUCCAGAGUCUAUGGAGCAAGAGAGCACAACAAUGCUUGAACAAGCGAAGGACUCCACCCUUUGUCAGAUCACUGACGCUGAUGAACACAACUCUACUGAAGAGUCGAACCAGCCCACAAGCAAAGAGUCUCCACCAGCUCACCACGGUGACUCUCAUUUUCUUUUUAAAUGUUUGGUAAAUGUGAAGAAGGAAGCCACCAAUGUACUUGUUGAGUUGCACUGGGUUGAAGGCCAGAACAGAGACCUCAUGAACCAGCUGUGUACCUACUUGCGGAAUCAGAUAUGUAGACUUGCCACCAGCUAACAAGCUUAUGGGCAACCCAUAGCACAUAAAUACGACUUCCUCAGUAUAUAUUGAAUUUUUUUUAUACGUAAAACUGUAAAAUUGCAUUUCAGUCUCUAUUCAGCCAGUCCAGUGUAAUUUUUAACUGAAAUACCCAGUGUGAUUUAACAAAAAAAAGUAUUUGUGAGAUUAGUAAGUUUGAUAAAUGUUUCCAUUGUUGUUUUUUUCGCUCAUAUAUUAGUUUUGGUUUUUUUCUAUACCUAAUGUUGCUUUAGCUACAGAACCUUUCUAUCACAUUCAUUUGCACUGUACAUUUUAAAUUAAAUAAAAAACUUACCCAAACACAUGAAAACAUUUAUUAAAAUGGGUGCGGUAUACAAGAUCUACAUGCAUUAGGUCAACAUACAAAAGGACGACACGGAAAAAAGGUCGUCAUGAAGGGACAACAUGACCAUGGUUGACACCUUUUUGGCUUUUUUUGGGGGAUUAGUGCGGAUAGUUUUUUCCAUCUGUAUCUACCAUUUGUUGAACCUAGUCCCCUCGCGGGCUCGCUUCAGUUUCCAUGCUCAAGGCACAGUGUCUCUCGUUCUUCUCCGCUUCUUUCACCACAAGGUUACUAAAGGUUGUGAUUUGUGACAUAGAUAGUCAAGGAUAGAAAAAGUCCAAAACCAUGAAAAAGAAAACCCAAAACUUGUGUCAACCAUAUGCGCGUUCACCAUUAUCAUGUCAUCCAUAUGAACCUGUCAACCUUUCCUAUUGUUGACCUUUCGUAUGUCAACCUUUGUCCAUGUAGACCUUUUGUCGGUCAACCUAAUGACUGUCCACCUAAUGAAUGUCGACCCAUAGUCCGGAUCCCAAUUAAAGUAGAACACAUGUAGCAAAGAUACUGAUAUAAAUAGAAUGAACUACAGUAUUUAUAAUCAGUCAAGUGGACAACCUAGAACUCCUUAUCAGAUGUAGUGAGAUAGUCACAUUUUUAGGUACACCAAUCUUGUCCUUUCUAGAGUCCUUCAUUCAUUAGAGAGGUAAGAAUUGUAAAGUAAGGUUCACAAUUGUCCGUAUUAUAUGGCACACUUGAUUAAACCAGCAAAAAUAA
Pseudophryne corroboree (corroboree frog) is the source of this 3182-nucleotide messenger RNA. RefSeq names its product methyltransferase 16, RNA N6-adenosine (gene METTL16). The record is from RefSeq and is a predicted model, not a curated record. Gene Ontology annotation, cellular component: nucleus. Lineage: Eukaryota; Metazoa; Chordata; Amphibia; Anura; Myobatrachidae. Gene Ontology annotation, biological process: rRNA base methylation. Gene Ontology annotation, molecular function: 23S rRNA (adenine(1618)-N(6))-methyltransferase activity. The coding region runs from base 437 to 2107 and encodes 556 amino acids. The transcript has 11 exons.